Molecule: messenger RNA, 1000 nt
Organism: Annulohypoxylon truncatum
Lineage: Eukaryota; Fungi; Ascomycota; Sordariomycetes; Xylariales; Hypoxylaceae
Product: putative ubiquitin carboxyl-terminal hydrolase
Exons: 2
Coding region: 137-853 (238 amino acids)
Biological process (GO): protein deubiquitination; ubiquitin-dependent protein catabolic process
Cellular component (GO): cytoplasm
Molecular function (GO): cysteine-type deubiquitinase activity
Source: RefSeq, a predicted model, not a curated record
CUGUAUUAGAAGUCAACAAACGUUUAAAUUUAGCUACACAACCUUAUAGAUACAACAUUCAUCACAUGAUCCGAGAAUCGCUCAGCCAAAGGCGUCUAUUGUCAAAUACCUAGGAUCAUUUGAUCAAUCCGUCAUCAUGGAGCGAAAGACAUGGGUCAAGCUAGAGAACAAUCCGGAGGUGAUGAACCAGUUGGCACUCAAACUAGGACUGUCUUCCGAGCUAUCUUUCUACGAUGUCUGGUCACUGGACGAACCUGAGCUGUUGGCUCAUAUCCCUCGUCCGGUUCUGGCCCUGCUAGUCAUCUUUCCUCUUACCCCUGCUUGGGACAAGGAACGUCGAGAGGAGGACGCUGAAAAGGGUGACUACAAAGGCCACGGGCCGGAAGAGCCCGUAAUUUGGUUUAAGCAGACCAUCGGGCAUGCUUGCGGAUCGAUCGGAUUCCUGCACUGUGCCAUCAACGGCCCCGCCGCCCAGUAUAUUCGGCCGGACUCCGACCUGGAUAAGAUCCGGCAUGCCGCCAUUCCCCUCAGAAUGGAGGAGAGAGCCGAUAUGCUCUACAAUAGUGUCCCCUUCGAAGAAGCCCACAAGUCUUGUGUCCAUACUGGAGACACAGCUCCGAUUAACGAAGGCCAUCCUGGACAUUUCGUGGCAUUCGUCAAAGUCGACGGCAGACUUUGGGAGCUUGAGGGAUCGAGGAAGGGUCCGAUCGACCGGGGUGAGCUAGGAGACGAUGAGGACGUCCUCAGUCCAAAGGCCCUUGACCUGGGAAUUAAACGGACCAUUCGGCUUGAUCAGGAGGCUGGAGGUGAUGAUCUGCGAUUCAGUUGUAUCGCAUUGGCCCGCAAGACAUGAUGUCUCUCAGAAUAUGCAUGAAGUGGUUAAAAUCCAUGGAUUCUACACGCUUUGAGCAAUGGAGCCAGAACGGCUAUUAGUGUUGUUGGCAGGUCAUAAGCAUGGCUGGAUCUUCAAUUGUUUGAAGCAUGAAACUUACUUCCUCAU